This is a messenger RNA of Hibiscus syriacus, 1083 nucleotides long. Its product is annotated as U2 small nuclear ribonucleoprotein B'' 2-like. Bases 82 to 783 code for a protein of 233 amino acids. Gene Ontology annotation, molecular function: RNA binding. The record is from RefSeq and is a predicted model, not a curated record. The transcript has 5 exons. Lineage: Eukaryota; Viridiplantae; Streptophyta; Magnoliopsida; Malvales; Malvaceae.
AACUCUCUUCUUCCUAAGCCUCCUCCAGUGAAGUCCCUACAACAUUCAUAUUCCCCUUGGUUCUGGGCAAAUACAGCGAAAAUGCUAACUGCGGAUAUACCUCCAAAUCAAACUAUUUACAUCAAGAACCUCAACGAGAAGAUCAAAAAAGAAGAAUUGAAGAGAUCCCUUUAUUGUUUAUUUUCUCAAUAUGGAAGGAUUUUGGAUGUUGUUGCCUUGAAGACGCCCAAGCUUCGUGGACAAGGUUGGGUUGUGUUUGACGAGUUGAUGGCUGCUAGUAACGCCUUCCGUCAAAUGCAAAAUUUUCCAUUUUACGAUAAACCUAUGCGGAUACAAUAUGCCAAGACAAAAUCUGAUUGUAUUGCCAAAAAUGACGGAAGCUUUGUUCCCAGAGAAAAGAAGAAGAAGCAAGAAGAAAAAGCUGAAAGGAAACGGCGUGCGGAGGAGACACAGCAAUCUGCAAUGCCGAACGGCACAGGUUCUCAAAGUAAUGGUGGUCCAAAGGCUCCUUUCCAUCACGGAAACGUGAAUGCCCAAGAGCAGGCUGCACCGAACAAUAUUCUGUUCAUACAGAAUUUACCUCAUGAGACAACAAGCAUGAUGUUGCAGCUGCUUUUCGAACAGUACCCUGGGUUCAAGGAAGUUCGAAUGAUUGACGCAAAGCCAGGUAUUGCAUUUGUGGAGUAUGAAGAUGAAGAUCAGUCUUCUACAGCAAUGCAGAACCUCCAGGGUUUCAAAAUUGCCCCUCAAUAUCCGAUGGCUAUCACAUUUGCGAAGAAGUAACCUAUGGUAUAACUUGGUAUACCAUGUUCUUGUGCCGGCAGGCAAUGUUCUCUCAUACAUUUUAUGUUUCAAAAUUGUGAACCAAGCUAGAUGAUUAUAUGAUCGGGGACUGGAUUUUGUUGUAAAUUGGGAAUUCCUGAAAGUAUGUUUUGGGGUAUCUGUGGCAUCAUGUGAUUGAAUUGGGGUAUCGCUUGAUGAUAAUGAUAAUAUAUACAUACAUGCAUUCAUGUUUUGGCCGUGUCGAGACAUGUGCACUAGGAACUCUUGAAAUUGAAUCUGUCAUGAUGCUUCACUUCAUUC